GAAAUUUUGAGAUUCGAGAGAGACCGGACAACGACAUCUCAAUAAACCCACGAACACCACCAUCUACCCUGCUAUCCAUUCAAUACCGUCGCAAUGGCAGGCGUCAGACUUCAAUACCGACGACGCAACCCUUACAACACCUCCUCGAACAACGUUCGUGUCAUCAAGACUCCCGGUGGCAAGCUCCGACUUUUGCACAUCAAGAAGCGAGGAACAGCUCCCAAAUGCGGUGACUGCGGCAUCAAACUCCCAGGUGUCCCAGCCCUCCGACCCAGAGAAUAUGCCACGACAUCCCGACCGAAGAAGACCGUCCAGCGCGCUUAUGGUGGAUCGAGAUGCGCCAACUGCGUGAAGGACAGAAUCGUGCGAGCAUUCCUGAUCGAGGAGCAGAAGAUCGUCAAGAAGGUGCUUAAGGAGACGCAAGAGAAGAAGACCGGAAAGAAAUAAGCGAUCGAUGAAGGAACAGAUAGGGUGGGAGUCUUUUCAAUGAUCAACAAUGGGCGCAUUGGUUUGUUAUGCUGGCUACCCUGUCAACAGCAAAACCGGCUGCCGGUGCCAGACAAGGUUCGCAGUGAACAUCUUUCAUGCACGACCACAUUGCAUCAACUGGGUAUACAUCAGUUUGCAUCGCACUGUUCCGUGGGCCGUUUGCAAGCUGCAUCGAGGGAGACGAUUAGAUGGCCGCAAAAGGCGUCCAAAAACAUGUCCGUUCAAUGAUAUCACAUGAUCAAUUGGCCAU
Messenger RNA from Exophiala viscosa, 739 nucleotides. RefSeq names its product 60S ribosomal protein L34-B. Gene Ontology annotation, molecular function: structural constituent of ribosome. Gene Ontology annotation, cellular component: ribosome. The coding region runs from base 94 to 447 and encodes 117 amino acids. Lineage: Eukaryota; Fungi; Ascomycota; Eurotiomycetes; Chaetothyriales; Herpotrichiellaceae. The transcript has 3 exons. The record is from RefSeq and is a predicted model, not a curated record. Gene Ontology annotation, biological process: translation.